CACGCCCAUAAAAAGUUUACCUAAGAUGACGUGUACUUUGAUCCAUAAUACUCCUAACAUUUUGCUCCAGGAGCUUUUUCCUAAAGGAUAAAACUAUUUGUACCCCAAACUUUUGUACUCCAUUUGUAUACCGCAGUUCUAAUGGAAAUUAAUGAUUCCCAUAAGAGCAGUGGAAGCUUUAGAAUAAGCAGUUCAUCCUUAUGGAGGGCCGGCGGAAUGGAUGCUUUUGUGAAGUCAUCACGACAGGAAGAUGAAGAGAGAGCACUAUACUGGGCUGCACUCCAGAAAGCUCCAACCUUUGAUCGACUAAAGAAGGGAUUGGUGACUGGGUUAAGGGGAGAGACAUGUGAAGUUGAUAUAAAGAACAUUGGGUAUGAAGAAAAGAAAAAAAUUGUUGAGAGGUUAAUAAAAGUCCCCAACAGAGAUAAUGAGAAGUUCUUGUUGAAACUUAAGGAUCGGUUUGACAGGGUAGCUAUUGAGAUUCCCACAGUUGAGGUCAGAUUUGAGCAUUUAAAUGUGGGUGCUGAGAUUUAUGUGGGAAAAAGAGCUUUGCCUUCGAUCACUAACCUUUCCUUAAACAUUCUUGAGGGGCUACUGAGCUAUCUCAAUCUUCCAACAAACAAAAAGCACAUCUCUGUUCUUCAUGAUGUUAGUGGAAUCAUAAAGCCUGGCAGAAUGACUUUGCUCUUAGGGCCUCCGAGUUCUGGGAAAACCACUCUUCUGCUGGCAUUGGCAGGGAAGCUUGACCCUAGUUUUGAAGCUUCUGGUAGAGUCUCGUACAAUGGACAUGAAAUGAAUGAAUUUGUACCCAUGAGAACUGCUGCUUACAUCAGCCAGCAUGACCUCCAUAUUCCAGAAAUGACUGCCCGAGAAACCCUGGCAUUCUCUGCAAGAUGCCAGGGUGUUGGUUCCAGAUAUGAAAUGUUAGCAGAGCUAUCUAGGAGAGAAAAAGCUGCAAAUAUUAUGCCUGAUCCGGAUAUAGAUAUAUUUAUGAAGGCUGCUGCUACACAUGGUGAGGAAGCAAAUGUAGUUGUAGACUACAUCAUCAAGAUUCUGGGACUUGAAGGAUGCGAGGAUACAAUUGUAGGAAGUGAAAUGCUUAGGGGUAUGUCAGGAGGAGAACGGAAGCGGCUUACAAUAGCAAUAUCUCUUCUGCAGCCUGCACCAGAGUGCUAUGAUCUAUUUGAUGAUAUCAUUCUAAUAUCGGAAGGCCGGAUAGUUUAUCAGGGUCCUCGUGAUUAUGUGCUUGAUUUUUUUGAAUGCAUGGGAUUUAGGUGCCCAGAAAGAAAAGGAGUCGCUGACUUCUUGCAAGAAGUAACAUCAAGGAAAGGUCAAAUGCAAUAUUGGGUGAAUAAGGGCAGGCCUUACAGAUUUCUAACAGUUAAGGAAUUUUCUGAGGCAUUUCAGUCUUUUCACAUUGGCCGCAACUUAGGAGAUGAGCUUGCUACCCCAUUUCAAAAGGCUAGAAGUCACCCGGCUGCUUUAGCUACCAAGAGAUAUGGUGUUAAAGUUUCUCUAUGGGUGUUCUCUACAUACUAUGUCAUUGGUUAUGAUCCAAAUGCAGGAAGGUUAUUCAAACAAUGGCUUUUGCUCUUAAUUUUCAAACAAUAUUCUUCUGCAUUAUUUAGAUGUGCUGCUGUUGUAAGUAGGAGUUUGAUCAUGGCAUUUGUUGCUGGUUCAUUCUUAAUGCUUAUUUUCGUUUGCCUUGGUGGCUUCAUCUUGUCACGAGCACUUGCACAUUCUUCGACCGUUAUCUCACCAGAAUCUGAAGGCGUGACAGAGACCAAUAACAGCAAGUGUGGGAUGACCCUUUCUUUUGAGCCGCACUCCAUUGCAUUUAAUGAUAUUAGAUAUUCUCUAGACAUGCCACAGGAGAUCAAGAAUCUGGGAGUCAUGGAAGAACGCCUUGAGCUUUUGAAAGGUGUCAGUGGGGCUUUCAGGCCAGGUAUUCUGACAGCUCUUAUGGGCAUUAGUGGGGCAGGUAAAACGACGUUAAUGGAUGUUCUUGCUGGAAGGAAAACGGGUGGGUAUAUUGAAGGGGAAAUUUCAAUAUCUGGCUUUGCAAAGAAGCAGAAAACAUUUGCCCGCAUUUCUGGAUACUGUGAACAAAACGACAUCCACUCUCCUUACCUUACAGUAUAUGAAUCAUUGACUUUUUCUGCUUGGCUGCGCCUACCAUCAGAAGUUAGUUCAGAAAUUCGAACGAUGUUCAUUGAGGAGGUCCUGGAGUUGGUUGAACUUACCUCUUUGAGGGAAGCACUGGUUGGGUUACCAGAGUUGAAUGGUCUCUCAACUGGACAACGGAAGAGGCUCACUAUUGCAGUUGAAUUGGUGGCGAAUCCUUCUAUAUUGUUCAUGGAUGAGCCAACCACAGGCCUUGAUGCAAGGGCAGCAGCAAUAAUUAUGAGGACAAUUCGGAACAUUGUUAACACUGGUAGAACCAUUGCUUGCACAAUCCACCAGCCAAGCAUUGACAUAUUUGAAGCUUUUGAUGAGAGUAUUGAAGGAAUCAGCAGAAUAAGAAAGGGUCUUAAUCCCGCAACGUGGGUGCUGGAAAUUACAGCAAGUGAAAAUGAAGAAGCUCUGGGGAUUAAUUUCAACGAGAUCUACAGAAAUUCAGAACUAUACCUGAGUAAGGCACAAGAUUUGUUCAAUGCCAUGGGUUCUAUGUAUACAUCGGUUCUCUUUACUGGUGCUUUAAAUGCAUUCACUGUCCAACAAGUAGUUGUAUUGGAGCGGACUGUAUUUUACAGAGAAAGAGCUGCAGGGAUGUAUUCAGCCAUGCCUUUUGCCUUCGCAAUGGUAGUUAUUGAGCUCCCAUAUGUUUUGCUGCAAGCAAUCAUCUACAGCACCAUGGUCUAUUCCAUGAUCGGAUUCGAGUGGACGGUUACAAAAUUUUCUUGGUACCUUCUAAUCAUGUUCUUGACAUUCUUGUACUCCACCUUCCUUGGUAUGAUGUCAGUGUCCUUAGCACCGAAUGUGGACAUCGCAUCCAUCUUCCCGAUUGCAUCGUUGGGAAUAUGGAACCUCUUCUCCGGAUUCUUGAUCCCUCGGCCUCUUGCUCCGGUGUGGUGGAGAUGGUGUUACCUGCUGUCUCCGGUUGCUUGGACGCUAUACGGAUUGGUGGGGUCGCAGUUUGGAGACGUUGAGGAUGUUUUGGAGACGUUCGACACGGUGGAGAGCUUCUUGAGGGUUUAUUUCGGGUUCAGACGAGACUUCUUGGGAGAAACUGCUGCCAUUCUCUCUGCUUUUGUGCUCCUCUUUGCACUCAUCUUUGCUUUCUGUAUGAAGCUCUUCAAUUUCCAAAAGCGACGAGGAGAGGAAAAAGCCGAUACACAAAAGCACAGAAUCAGAGAGCUCGAGCGAAAUCUUGCAGAGAUGGAUCCAAAUCUAACGGCGCUUUCUCAGUCAUUCGAGCGAUUCAAGGCCGCUUUGAUGCGCAAAGAUUUCGACACCUGCACGGGGCUUCUCCCCCAACUCAAGGUUAUGCUAACAGAAUUUAAGAGCCUUCCUCCUGUCUUUGGAGAAACGCCGAAUGCAGUCCAAGAGUUGACAAUUGCAAGGGAUAUAUAUGAACAUGCAGUUAUUUUAGCUUUGAAGAUGGAGGAUCAAGAUGCCUUUGAGAGAGAUUUCUUUCAGCUGAAGCCUUAUUACACAGAUGCACGAAAACUUCCUCAAUCCCCCCAAGAAUACCCCAUUCUGGGUCUCAACCUUUUGAGACUACUGGUUCAAAAUCGAAUUGCAGAGUUCCACACUGAACUGGAGUUGCUUUCUUCAAAUGCCUUGGAGAAUCCUUGUAUAAAACAUGCUGUUGAGCUGGAGCAAUCAUUUAUGGAAGGAGCUUACAACCGUGUGUUAAGUGCCAGACAGGCAGUGCCUCAUGAAGCCUAUGCUUAUUUCAUGGAUGUUCUGGCUAAGACUGUCAGGGAUGAGAUAGCUGGAUGCAGCGAAAAAGCCUAUGACUCUCUUUCAAUAAAAGAUGCCCAGCAAAUGCUACUUUUCUCCUCAGACCAAGAACUUUUGGAAUAUGUUACUGAGGAACACCCCGAGUGGGUGGUAAAGGACGGGCUCAUCAUUUUUCAACGAGUGAAAGAUUCGGCGCCUUGCAAGGAGAUACCGUCUUUGCACCUUAUCAACCAAACACUCAGUUAUGCACGGGAAUUGGAGCGAAUCAUCUGAGGUUUCUGCUUUGAGUCUCAUAUUUCUGACACAGUUUGAGAAUCGGUCCUUUUGAAAGAAAAAAAACAAGUUGAAUCGGUCCUUUUUUUUCGUUUUCCAGUGGAAGUGCACGUUUGUUGUGUGUGUUUUUUCUUGUUUGAGUUCAAUUACUGUAAUUCAUCGUCUUCUUCAUAAUUUCCACUUGCCUCUGCUACUUGAUCCAAAAAAGCUUCUCUUUCUUAUACCUCAUUUUCCCCCAACAGAUUUUUAAGAAAAGAUAGAUGGGGUG
Messenger RNA from Cuscuta campestris, 4447 nucleotides. The record is from the annotation of a GenBank genome assembly. NCBI's taxonomy places the organism in Eukaryota, Viridiplantae, Streptophyta, Magnoliopsida, Solanales, Convolvulaceae.